Molecule: messenger RNA, 966 nt
Organism: Xenopus laevis (African clawed frog)
Lineage: Eukaryota; Metazoa; Chordata; Amphibia; Anura; Pipidae
Product: olfactory receptor 1020
Exons: 1
Coding region: 1-966 (321 amino acids)
Source: RefSeq, a predicted model, not a curated record
AUGAAUAUUUCUAUGCAAAAUGAAAGCCAAGGUCAAUAUUCUGAUUUUACUCUUCUGGGACUUUCCACUCUCCCUGAAUUUCAGAUUCCAUUGUUCUUUGCAUUUCUUCUCAUUUAUCUGCUCACCAUAACAGGAAAUUUACUCAUCAUAACCUGUAUUUUCAUGGAUGCUCAGAUUCAGAUCCCUAUGUAUUUCUUCUUACAAAACCUCUCUAUCCUUGAUUUAUCAUAUUCCUGUGUUAUUCAGCCCAAACUGCUGCUUGGUAUCUUAACAGGGGAUGGUGCUAUAUCUCAGGUAGGAUGCAUCACACAACUCUAUUUAUUUAUGUGUCUGACUUGUACAGAGUUUGUAUUAUUGGCAACAAUGGGAUAUGACCGAUAUUUAGCAAUCUGUGAGCCCUUACAUUACCCUCUUCUGAUGAACAAAAGAACUUGUUUCCAGCUGGUCAUUAUCUGUUGGGUGGUUGGAUUUCUGGAUCCAUUGGCUCACACAGUUGUUAUAUCUCGAUUACCCUUUUGCAGGACACAUUUGAUUAAUCAUUUUUAUUGUGACUACUUGGCAUUACUAAAGCUUUCCUGUAUUAAAACAACACUGAUUGAGAUUAUGAGUUUACUCUUUGGCUCCCUAUUAGGAUUUUCUACAUUCAGCCUCACUUUGACUUCUUAUAUUUGCAUCAUCUCCACCAUUGUAAAAAUCCAGUCCACUACUGGGAGGCAUAAAGCUUUCUCCACUUGUGUGUCCCAUCUCACAGUGGUUUUGUUGUUCUAUGGCACAGUUCUGAUCAUGUACAUAAGACCUACAUCCCAAUAUUCAUCUUCUCUGGAAAAAUCUUUCUCUGUUUUGUACACUGUCCUGAUCCCAAUGUUUAAUCCACUAAUUUAUACCCUGAGGAAUAAUGAUGUGAAAAAAUCUCUUCAGAAACAAUUAUUUAAUAUAAUUUGCAGAGCAAUUUCAAUGAUACAUUAA